AUGCAUGCGCGCGCCCUUGUGUGCGUUCGUGCUUUCCUGAGUGCCUGCGUACGUACUGUGUGCAUGCUUGUGUGCACAUCUCAGAAGCUCAGCCCAGCCGCCACGUUGGCUGUUGAGCCACCUCGCAGUACAGCGGUGCCCCGGCAGCUCUUUGGCCUGGUUCCUCCACAGGGGGUUCUGGCCUGUGUAAAGUUGAAUGAUGGAGCUUCUGAAUGUUGCGGCCCGAGGCAGUCGGGCCAGAGCAGAGCGGAAAACCGUCCGGUUUCUUGUCAGGCCAUAGGCCGUUCACUUGGCGAGGCCCGACCUUCCUCAGGAGUUGGUGUUGGCCGUGGGCCCGGCCUGUGCAGGGGCCACCUGGGCUGGACUUGUCGGUGGUGGCAGUGGGCGGUGAGCGGCACCACCCCGGGCCGUUUGCGCUGGAACAGCUCAGCCCCGGGGAGAAGGCGACCAUCGCUGGGUCCUGGCACCCUAAACCUGGUCCUGUGUCAGUUCGUCCAGCUGCCCGUGGGCUCCUCUGCGGCCCGAGCAGUUGGGAUAGGAGUGGUCUUCUGCUUCCCUAGUCCCUCCGUAAUGAGCCCGCAGCUACUGCUGAUGGCUGAAACCCUGCCCACGCACGGGGGUCGUCCUGUUCUCAGGGGCCCCUGUUCCAGAGGACCGGCUGCCAGGCCUCAUACCAGCCUCAGCCUUCCAUUACGUUAA
Molecule: messenger RNA, 699 nt
Organism: Rangifer tarandus platyrhynchus (Svalbard reindeer)
Lineage: Eukaryota; Metazoa; Chordata; Mammalia; Artiodactyla; Cervidae
Source: the annotation of a GenBank genome assembly